This is a messenger RNA of Triticum urartu, 1140 nucleotides long. Lineage: Eukaryota; Viridiplantae; Streptophyta; Magnoliopsida; Poales; Poaceae. The record is from RefSeq and is a predicted model, not a curated record.
AUCCGCUCCGGCCCCCACAAGUCACCCGUGCCGGUGCCGUGGUGCUUCUUCCUUCUCUCCCUCCCGUCCGAGCCGGCUCGGCUAUAAAAUCCCCGCCCCCUCCCGUCUCCUCUCCACACAUCCGAUCCGAUCCAAUCCAAUCCAGCCCCCCUACGAUCUCACCGGGAAACCUCCGAUCCGAGCGAAGCGAAGGCUCUCUCGUCCUCCUCCUCAAGAUGCAGAUCUUUGUGAAGACCCUCACCGGCAAGACCAUCACCCUUGAGGUCGAGUCCUCUGACACCAUUGACAAUGUCAAGGCAAAGAUCCAGGACAAGGAGGGCAUCCCCCCGGACCAGCAGCGUCUCAUCUUUGCUGGCAAGCAGCUCGAGGAUGGCCGCACCCUUGCGGACUACAACAUCCAGAAGGAGUCCACUCUCCACUUGGUGCUCAGGCUCCGUGGUGGUAUGCAGAUCUUUGUCAAGACCCUCACCGGCAAGACCAUCACCCUGGAGGUUGAGUCCUCAGACACCAUUGACAAUGUGAAGGCCAAGAUCCAGGACAAGGAGGGCAUCCCCCCGGACCAGCAGCGCCUGAUCUUUGCCGGCAAGCAGCUCGAGGAUGGCCGCACCCUUGCGGAUUACAACAUCCAGAAGGAGUCCACCCUCCACUUGGUGCUCAGGCUCCGUGGUGGCAUGCAGAUAUUUGUGAAGACCCUCACCGGCAAGACCAUCACCCUGGAGGUGGAGUCAUCUGACACCAUCGACAACGUGAAGGCGAAGAUCCAGGACAAGGAGGGCAUUCCCCCGGACCAGCAGCGCCUCAUCUUUGCUGGUAAGCAGCUUGAGGAUGGCCGCACCUUGGCGGACUACAACAUUCAGAAGGAGUCAACCCUUCACUUGGUGCUCCGUCUCCGUGGUGGCCAGUAAGCUCCUGGCCAUGGAGCUGCUUUUUGUCUCUGGGUUCACAAGUCUCGUCUUCGGUGUCCUCCAAAGGAGUCUGGUCUAUGUCUGUCGUUGCCUGAACUGUCUUUGUUUCUAUACCGUACUAUGAUGCAGUGUUAUCGUUUGUAUCUGCAAACUUCUGCUGGUGUGCAGCAGCUUUGAUGAACUUAAUAUUAAGUGAGCCCUGAAUUCAAUCCAUAAUAUUGUUUGUCUUGCCUGA